AAAAUUUUAUACACUUUUCAUUUUCUUGAGCACUUAUUUAAACAACCUUAUUAUAUAUUUAUUAUUUUUCUUGUCAAUAGAUGGCGGGUAUAACAAAAGCUGUUCUGUCGAAGCAUCCAAGCAAGAGUGUUGCUAGUCGACGCAUUCACAAAGAGGGCCGUAUCACUGCUAAAAAAGAGUCUAAGAGUAUCACAUCCGGCACGAAGCGACAGCAUCGCUGGAGACCGGGGACUGUUGCUCUUCGCGAAGUCCGUCGCUAUCAAGCUUCUACGGACUUUCUUAUUUCUCGUGCCCCUUUUCGUCGCCUCGUGCGUGAGAUCGUUGCUAAUUUAAAAGAUUCCGUCCGUAUGCGCAGUUCGGCGUUGGAGGCUGUGCAAGAGGCCACUGAAAGCUAUAUUGUGAAUCUGCUAAAUGACGCCAACCUGUGUACUAUUCAUGCAAAGCGCGUCACUCUGUUUCCAAAGGAUCUUCAGCUAGCUUUGCGGCUACGUGGUGACCGUGCUUGAAGAUUUAAGCAUGGGUUUUUUUUUUUCCACAUACUUUAGCAGUGUCAUUUUUUUCCUUGUUUAUGUGUUAUGCUUGCUGUCAACAAGAACUGCUUAAAGAAUAGAUAGGUAAGGCUUCAUUUGAUUUUUUUUGAAUAUUUAUAUUUUAAUACUGUAUGGAAUGCAGAUGCUGAUUAAUAUGCAAACAAUUUAGCAAUAGAUAGGGUGCAUUUGCUAUGUGUUCUUUGAAACGAGUACCUUAGAGCGAUAAAAGAAAGGGCAAAGAUAUAUAAUUAGUUUUAUUUACACUCAAAACACACACGCACAUCUUAUGAGCAUAUAUAUCUCCUGAGAUGCGGUUUAAGGUGUACAGGGUAUCCUCCACAAGAACCAUGAUCAUCAGAUCACAUUGAUUAAGAAUUUUGUACGAAAGCCUACGGGCUCAUUCUUUUAUUCACAUUCAGUUAAAGAAUGGUUCUAUUUAUGUAUAGAGGAUUUUAA
Messenger RNA from Phytomonas sp. Hart1, 986 nucleotides. Lineage: Eukaryota; Euglenozoa; Kinetoplastea; Trypanosomatida; Trypanosomatidae. The record is from the annotation of a GenBank genome assembly.